This is a messenger RNA of Arvicola amphibius (Eurasian water vole), 1519 nucleotides long. RefSeq names its product canopy FGF signaling regulator 4 (gene Cnpy4). Gene Ontology annotation, molecular function: signaling receptor binding. Lineage: Eukaryota; Metazoa; Chordata; Mammalia; Rodentia; Cricetidae. The record is from RefSeq and is a predicted model, not a curated record. Gene Ontology annotation, cellular component: endomembrane system. The transcript is spliced from 6 exons. Bases 62 to 802 code for a protein of 246 amino acids.
UAAAUUUAAAGGGCCCGCUCCCUCCCAGAAGUUAGUCUGAAGGGACACGGUGGUUGUGUGUAUGUGUGGACAGCGUUUUGUCAUGGGACCUGUGCGGUUGGAAAUACUGCUUUUCAUUCUAGUAGCGUACACUGCGUGUACUGAGACUACGAAAAAGGAGGACGAUGAUACAGAACGUUUGCCCAGCAAAUGCGAAGUGUGUAAGCUGCUGAGCAUGGAGCUUCAGGAAGAGCUGAGUCGCACGGGUCGAUCUCGAGAAGUGCUGGAGCUGGGGCAGGUGCUAGACACGGGCAAGAGGAAGAGGCACGUGCCCUACAGCCUUUCCGAGACAAGAUUGGAAGAGGCUUUGGAGAAUUUAUGUGAGCGGAUCCUGGACUACAGUGUUCACGCUGAGCGCAGGGGCUCCUUGAGAUAUGCCAAGGGUCAGAGUCAGACCAUGGCAACACUGAAAGGCCUGGUACAGAAGGGAGUGAAAGUGGAUCUGGGGAUCCCUCUGGAGCUGUGGGACGAGCCCAGUGUGGAGGUCACAUUCCUCAAGAAGCAGUGCGAGACAAUGCUGGAGGAAUUUGAAGAUGUUGUGGGAGACUGGUAUUUCCACCAUCAGGAGCAGCCCCUGCAGCAUUUUCUCUGCGAAGGUCAUGUGCUUCCAGCCUCUGAAACUGCUUGUCUACAGGAAACCUGGACUGGAAAGGAGAAGAUCAGUGAUGGCCAUGAGGAGGAAGAGGAGGAGGAAGAAGAGGAGGAAGAAGAAGAGAUAACCAAGGCUUCAGGCAAUUCCAAGCAUGACCCAGAGGACCUUUGAACCCCCAGGAGGGGUCAUGGGGAGUUUUCUAAACUCACUCUCUCUUCCCCACGCCAAGGCUUGUAACCAACCGUCCUUUCCGUAUGAUCCCGGGACCCAAAACAGCAACAUGAGAGGAGAAAAAGGUGUAAGAAGCUGGGGCAAGUUUUGCCUUCAGAGAUGAGCCACAUGCCGCCACUUAAUUGACCAAAUGCGUGUGGUGACGGUGUUGAAGCUUUCUCUCUAUUUUUGGUCCUCACCUGCACCAAUUGGUCAGUGAUGGUAUGAGCUGUGGGAAAGUCUUUUUGCUUUUUGAAGGAGGUCUAUUUUGACCUGUUCAAGAGGCCAGAGGAGGGCUACAGAUGUAGCUCAGUUGGUAGAAUGUCUACCUAGUAUGGACAAGGAUGUGAAUUGGAUCACCUAAUACCUGAUGGUGGUAAACCCCUAUAAUCUCAGCACUUGAGAACUGGAGGCAAGAAUAUCAGAAGUUCAAAGCCAUCAUCCAGCUACGUGGCAGUUCAAGACCAACCAGAGCUACAUUAAGUCCCUUUCUCAAAAUAAGAAGCCAAAAAGGGACUAUAUACACAGCCUGCAAACAUGAGACUGUACGCCAUCAGUCUGUGAACAGGGCAGUGGAAGCAAUGCCGAUAGGUUAGGUGGGUAGAUAUGUGAUCUAUUUCAUAUUUUAUAGGUGCCAUAUUUUCUAUAUCGCGAUUAAAUCUUUUCCGUAUGACUUGA